AUGUUAGAAUAGAUAACUUUCACUUCAAAUAAAAAGGCUUAAGAUGUGACACUCAAAAGCCUUUUAGAUAUACCUUUUCGCUGUAUUGUUGCCAAAAUUAUAGAAGUAUGCAUUAGUAAUCUUCUUAAAUUGAUUUUAAGAAGAAAAGGAAAGCUUAGGGUCCUUUUAGUAUGCUAUGAAAAUUAGUGCUUAAAAUAAAAUAAUUGAGAUCUUUAAUAAGUAACCAGGAAUCGUAGAUGAAUUAUAUGUUAAAGCAAAUGAUAUUAUUACUAUUGAAAGCGUUCUUUAUACUUUGAACUAUCAAAUUCAAGAUAUCUAAAUUAUACAAAUUUAAAAAGCUAAUCCAAUCAAGAAACAUCCAAAAAUUAGAAUCAACAUCAUCACUAAAAACCAAUCUAAAGAAUCUACAGAGAGAGAAGAUUAAAAAUAAUAAAUUCUACAAAAUCAUUUCAAUAUUUAGUCAUAAAAUCUUAAUAUUGAAUUUCAACAGGAAAAUCAUACUUAAAUUGUAAUAUAUAAUAAUAUUUUAUGAGGUUUUUAAGAACUAAGAAUAAACCGAAUGA
Molecule: messenger RNA, 563 nt
Organism: Paramecium pentaurelia
Lineage: Eukaryota; Ciliophora; Oligohymenophorea; Peniculida; Parameciidae
Source: the annotation of a GenBank genome assembly